AUGAGGAGGUACAUGGAAGUCCAAAACCGGAUCUUUGACGAUCGGCAGCUGGAAGGGAUGCGCAGAGUCAGUCGUAGACUCCAAAAGGCUCGAUCACGGUUCCGGAAAAGGCGACAGACUCGCAAGGAGGUAGCCGAAGCAGUCAGGCGUGGAACAGGACGCGAUCCCAGAGUUUUUGCCGAGGUACGGAUCCGAGGAAAGCGGAUUGCUGGACUCCUGGACACGGGGGCAUCCGUAAGCGUACUAGGUAAGGGCAGUCGAGAGCUCCUGAUGUAUGUCUCAAUUGUAAAAACAGCUUCCGGGGAAGACAAGUCUAUUAUCGGGAGGAUAAAGAUUUCUGUGGAGUAUAAUGGAGAGAGCAAAGAGAUCUUGUUUUAUGUCUGCCCGUACCUUGAACAGGCUAUGUAUUUGGGAGUUGACUUUUGGAGGUCCUUCGCUUUAGCUCCAACAGUCUUGGGAGAAAAGACAAGCACAUCCAGCGAGGCACAAGUAUCCGAAGUGCAGAUGCCGCAAAUUAGCCAAUAUGCCGAAGAUAGCCAGGAAGACGUGGAUGUGGAUGCCUGGGAUCUGGAAAAAGGGGAAUCGGAAAAGCUGGAAAAGGUUAAGAAGGAGUUCCUGACGUACGAAGAAGCCGGAUUGGGAAUAACGACGGUGGAGGAGCAUCGGAUCCAUUUGGUGGAGGGCGCUGAACCCUUUAAGGAUCGGCACUAUCCUCAAUCUCCAGCGAUGCAGAAAGUAGUCUGGGCCGAGGUGGACAAAAUGCUGGAAUUAGGAGUUAUAGAGAUAGUCCAUGGAGCAAUCGGACGACGGUGCAUUGAAGGCAUACUGUCCAGGAUUGACCAGACGUAUUACAUCUCAAGUGUCGACCUCAAAUUCGCGUUCUGGCAAAUCAAGCUGGAUCAAGAAAGCCGGAAGUGCACUGCAUUUACCGUGGCGGGGCGUCCGCUGUAUCAGUUUGUGAUGAUGCCUUUCGGUCUGUGCAACGCUGCCCAGCGGUUGUGUCGGGUCAUGGACAAGGUGAUCCCGACUCAGCUCAGAUCCAACGUAUUUGUGUCAUUGAAAUACCUGGGCACGCUGCAGAUGGAUCCGGAGAAGAUUUUGGCCAUCCAGAGAAUUCCCAAUCGAAAUUCCGUGAAGGAGCUACGAAGUUUCCUAGGAACCGCAGGAUGGUAUAGUCGCUUCAUCAAGGAUUUCGCGUCCAUCGCAGUACCACUAACAGAUGCACUGAAGAAGCAUCCGCGUGGGAAGUUUUCAUUGUCAAAGGAGGCAGAGACGGCGAUAGAAUCCCUUAAGAAGGCACUAACCACGGCCCCGGUACUGGUUCAUGCUGAUUUCAGACGUCCCUUUUUCAUCCAAUGCGACGCCUCGAAUUAUGGAGCUGUACUGUUUCAGCUGGAUGAUGAUAAAGCGGAGCGUCCAGUGGCAUUCUUCUCGUCCAAGCUGAACAAGCACCAGCUGAACUAUUCCGUAACGGAGAAGGAGUGCCUAGCUGCGGUGUUAGCGAUCGAGAAAUUCAGGCCGUAUGUGGAAUUAAUGGCGUUUACCGUGAUCACUGAUCACGCAAGCUUGAAAUGGUAA
Molecule: messenger RNA, 1578 nt
Organism: Drosophila obscura
Lineage: Eukaryota; Metazoa; Arthropoda; Insecta; Diptera; Drosophilidae
Exons: 3
Coding region: 1-1578 (525 amino acids)
Biological process (GO): proteolysis
Molecular function (GO): aspartic-type endopeptidase activity
Source: RefSeq, a predicted model, not a curated record